AUGGAGCCGGACACGGGAAUGGGUAUGGGGAUGGAGGUGCACAUGGAAAUGGAUAUGGCGGUGGAAGCGGCCUUGGUAAUGGAUUUGGAAACGGGGGUGGCCAUGGAAACGGAUUUGGCGGUGGAAGCGGUCUUGGUAAUGGAUUCGGAGAUGGAGGUGGGCAUGGAAAUGGAUUUGGUGGUGGGAAUGGUUUUGGCGAUGGAGGAGGUCAUGGGCAACUCAUUUGGAGGAGACUUCAAUAAUAAUGAUUUUGGUGUUGGUGGUGGUGGCAAUGAAGGAUGGGAAAGACCCGUGAAAACUGUGAUUAAGCAUGUUUAUAAAAAUAUUGCUGUGCCACAUCCUGUGCCUGCGCCAGUUCAAGUUCCUGUCCCCAAAUACAUCAAAUAUUUCAAGCCAUUUGCCAUCGCCAAACCGGUAGCCAUACCUCACGUGAUUCCAGUAGUAAAGCACGUCCACAAGUCAGUUCCAUUCUUCGCCUCCUUCCCCGUGCGACACAGCGUACCCGUGCCCAAGUUUGUGGGACUGCCCGUGCAAGUGCGCGUGCCGAGACCUGUCUUCGUGCACGUUCCGAAGAUCGUGCCCGUCGCUAAGAAGAUACCCGUCCCCGUGGAGGUCAACGUACCGAGACCGUACCUUGUGCCCGUGUACAAGACCGUUCCAGUUCCGGUGCCUCAUAAAGUACCCAAGAUCAUAGAGGUCAUCAAAGAAGUUCCCCAUUUCGUCAAAAAGCCAGUACCUGUUUAUAUUGAUUCCCAUCAGGGAAAUGACUUCACCAGCGGCACCAGUUAUUCAACUAGUAGCUAUAGCAAUCAUUAUGGUAAUGAUGAAGACUUAUACGGUGGACCUCAGGGCGUCCUGAAUCCACAGGACAAUAACGCUUUUGAUGAAUUUGGAUACAAUAAUAAAGAACAGUCUGAUUUCAAUCAAGGUCAUGGUUACAGUGGUUCACAAAACACCAACGCAUAUGACUCCCCAUACUUCUAUGGCAGACAGAAACUACAAGGAAAUGCUCAAUCUUUUGGACAGAAACAGUAUCCCCCGGAGUCCUACCCAAGAGCUCACAGACUUUCUACUAAAGCUAAUAACAAUAAUCACCAAAAUGGAGGUUCUUACCAGCAGCAAGGAUACAGACAAAGCUCCAGUUCAGGAUCUAGUUUAUCUAGUUCAGGAUUAAGUGGAGCUAGUUCUGGAACAAGUGGAUCUAGUUCAUACCCUCCCAAUAAUGACGAUCCUUCUUACAACGGAGAUGUGGCUUCUCAAGGUCAAGCAAGUGUUAAUAAAGAGCAAUUUUACAAAAAUGUAAAAUCUGUCCAUCAGUCUGCGUAUACUGGAUCAAACAAUUUAGCACCACAAAGUAACUACAAUCUCGCGCCACAGUACUCGCAACCUGUGUAUAAUCCAUCUGCGUAUGCGGAAUAUCUUAUGAGUCAAGAACAAUCCGGACAGAAGUCUGAAUUAAUUAAGCAAAAUUAUUCACAGCCCCAAGCGGCAAAUAUUAAAGAUCAAAAUACUCAAAACAUGAUGGCACAAGCUUCUGGACCAGCUUCUGUCUACCAUCAAUAUUCGCAAAACUCAUACAGAGACAGCCAGAGUCAGUAUCCAAAUAGCAUGCCUUCACAAAAUAUGAAGUCCAACUCCGAAGUGAAGUAUGCUUCUAACUACAAUCGUUACAACAAACAACCCAAUUCUAACUAUCAUCGACAAAAAUUUCCACCAAGAUCCAAUAACUACUACCGGGGACCUAAUACUCAUAACCCCAGAGAAAACAGUCAACGUCAAAACGAAAAUCGUCAUCAAGGUCAGCAAAUGAGACAUCAUACUUACGCUGAUAGAAAUCCAAAUUAUCGCAAUUACAACCAUCCAAACUACCAAGCACAGCAAUCUCAAAGAAAUACUCAACAUGAGAGUAAUUCAAACAUGAAUGGUUACGUACCAUCAGGUACAUCAUCAACCAGUACUAGCCACAGCUAUACUGAAUCAAAACCUCAGUAUCAGGUAUCUACCAGCGGUGACAAUGCUUUUAUGCAAAACGAAAAAUUUGACCAUGCAGCAAGUCAAAAUACUUACGUUUCCGACUCGAACAUAGCUGUUCCGGGUCCAUAUGUUUCUUCUGACACUUCUUAUAGUCACAGUAGGAGUAGCUCUUUUGGAAAUCAGUACAGUAGUUCUAACGGUAAUUAUGCACCACAAGCAUCAAAUCAGAUAUUAAGUCAAAGUGGUUCAUUAAAUUCUUUCCAUGACAAUAAUUUAUCUCAUAUGUCUUCUGUUUCGUCAAACUCAGCUAGCGCAAGUCAAUCAAAUAGCUAUACACAACCUGUAAGCUCAUAUACUAGUUACUCCAACGCUUAUUCAAAAAGUAAUUCCCAAACUAAUCCAGGAGAUGAACCGUUGCAGCAGUCACAAUCAGCAAGUAGUGCUACUUAUCGUGAUCAAAAUUCAAUGGAUUAUUCAAAUUCUUUUAAUAAUCAAUAUUCUUCAGCACCAGGUUCCUCUAUAUCUGAAUCAUAUAGCUCAUAUUCACAACAAAGUAACUCUGGAACAUCAUUUAGUCCACAAUACGAUGGUCCUGUUUUACAAGCUGAUGAAUUACCAUCGCCAUUCCAGAACGACAAACAAUCAUAUCAAACCUCUCUGGAACAAGGCUCAUUGACUAACGCUUUGUUCCACAUGCAAAACUCUUCUCAACUAGUAUCAUCGGGUGAUCUCCCAAAGUCGCCAAUAGACGAGAUGGAGCAACAUGUACAGUCAUCUGCGAGUUCCAUAAUCAAAGUUUACACUAACUCUCCUGAUUCUGCGGAAGGUAAAAAUGGCAAAACGUUUUCUUUCGUAGAUCCUGAAACUUUAGAAUCCUCCCAAAGCGCAACAUAUUUCCAUUCUCAGGAACCCGAUUCUAGACCUAAAAUAGAAUACAGCAGCGAGGAUCUGAAGAUUUAUCAAGGAUCAUCAUUCAAUUCUGGUGAGUUAUCAGAACCAUUGCAAACUUCACUGGAUGCUUAUGUACCUGCUCAACCAGUUUAUCAACCAGCCUCUCAUCAGAAUAUGGUGUACGAAGGUGCCAUGAGCGACUCUGAUGCUGUUUACAAAGAAGCCAUCAGCCUCUCAGAUACGUCAAAUGACAACAAAUCUAGAUGA
Uloborus diversus is the source of this 3132-nucleotide messenger RNA. Its product is annotated as probable cyclin-dependent serine/threonine-protein kinase DDB_G0292550. The record is from RefSeq and is a predicted model, not a curated record. Lineage: Eukaryota; Metazoa; Arthropoda; Arachnida; Araneae; Uloboridae. The transcript is spliced from 4 exons. The coding region runs from base 1 to 3132 and encodes 1043 amino acids.